GAGGCGGCCGCUCCCAGUUCGCACUUGGGCACCUGUGGCGGGCAGCGCAGGGGAGCCGCGGUCCUCGACCCGCUGGGGGUCUGCUCCAUCCAGAUCGGCUUGCAGCCGUCCCCGCCCGCCAGGAUCUCCGCGGCCCCCGCAGGAGCGGCAGCCCACUUUGCCAAGAUGUCCAAGGUGGCCAAGUACCGCCGGCAGGUGAGUGAGGACCCCGACAUCGACAGCCUGCUGUCCACCCUGUCUCCCGAGGAGAUGGAGGAGCUGGAGAAGGAGCUGGACGUGGGGGACCCAGACGCCAGCGUCCCCGUGGGCCUGCGCCAGAGAAACCAGACGGAGAAGCCCUCCUCGGGCGCGUACGACCGGGAAGCCAUGCUCAACUUCUGCGAAAAGGAGACCAAGAAACUCAUCCAGAGGGAAAUGUCCGUGGAUGAGGACAAGCAAGUGGAGACCAAGACCGACGCCAAGAAGGGGGAGGAAAGGGGCAGAGAUGCCAGCAAAAAGCCCCCAGGCCCCAAGCGGGACUCAGACCUGGCCAAGGAGCCAAAGAAAGGCGUUUUGAAGAAAAGCUUCUCGAGAGACAAGGACGAAGCCGACAGCAAAAGCGCAGAGAAGCCCAAGGAGGAGAAGCUGGUCCGGGGCCUCGAGAAGGGCCGGGUCAGGGCCGCAGUGGACAAGAAGGAGGCCGGGAAGGAGGGGCGGGCGCAGGAGGGGCCGGCAGCCCCCAGGAAGGACGGGGAGAAGCCGGGCAGCGUGGGCAGAGACAAGGCUAAGAAAGGAGAGGAGAAGAAGGAGGCCGCGGGCAAGCGGGAGGAGGCCGAGAAGGUGAAAGGCGGGAAGGACACGGACGCCCGGACGGUCGGCCAGGAGGCCAAGAGAGGGGGCAGGGACAGGGCCACCAGGCCGGAGGCCCAGAAGGCUAAAGCGGAGGAGCCCCGCCAUGCGAAGGCCCCCCGAGAGGAGAGCGAGACCCCGGCUCCGGAGAGACCCGCCCCCGGAGCCCCCGCCGAGCCCGCCGACGGGCCCGCCAAGGCCGAGGAGGAGGCGGCCCCCAGCAUCUUUGACGAGCCCCUGGAGAGGGUGAAGAGCAACGACCCGGAGGUGACCGAGGUCAACGUGAACAACUCGGACUGCAUCACCACCGAGAUCCUGGUGCGCUUCGCGGAGGCGCUGGAGUUCAACACGGCCGUCAAGGUCUUCGCCUUGGCCAACACGCGGGCGGACGACCACGUGGCCUUCGCCGUGGCCAUCAUGCUCAAGGCCAACAAGACCCUCACCAGCCUGAACCUGGACUCCAACCACAUCACCAGCAAGGGCAUCCUGGCCAUCUUCCGGGCCCUCCUGCAGAACAGCUCGCUGACCGAGCUCCGCUUCCACAACCAGCGCCACAUCUGCGGCGGCAAGACCGAGAUGGAGAUGGCCAAGCUGCUCAAGGAGAACACCACGCUGCUGAAGCUGGGGUACCACUUCGAGCUGGCCGGGCCCCGCAUGACCGUCACCAGCCUGCUCAGCCGCAACAUGGACCGGCAGCGGCAGAGGCGGCUGCAGGAGCAGCGGCAGGCGCAGGGGGCGCCCCCGCCAGGGCCCCCCGCCCGGGGCGCGCCCAGGCCCCCCCCGCAGCCGUCCCCCAAGGCCGCGCCCAAGAACUCGCCCCGGAAGGGGGGCGCCCCGGCCGCGCCGCCCCCGCCCCCGCCCCCCCUGGCCCCCCCGCUCCUCGUGGAGAACCUGAGGAACUCGCUCUCGCCGGCCACCCAGCGGAAGAUGGGCGACAAGGUCCUCCCGGCCCAGGAGAAGAACUCCCGGGACCAGCUGCUGGCCGCCAUCCGCUCCAGCAACCUCAAGCAGCUCAAGAAGGUGGAGGUGCCCAAGCUGCUGCAGUAGGACCGGCCGCAGGCGCCGUCCGCAACGCCACGCCUGCCCAGGCCCCGCUUCCCAGGGCCGCACAGACACUGCCCGCCACGCCGGCUGACCUGCUCUGGACGUCCCUGCCCUGCCGUGGGAGACCUGGAGGCCUGGGCCAGCUCUGGGAAGGAUGCCUUCUCUCCUCGCUUUCCAUUUCUUGUCUCUGAGGCUCUCCACAAAUGUCUCAUACCUGGAGCUGAGGUUUCUGGACAAGAAGAGUCCUUUUAGCAUGUGACUGAGAAGACGGCACGCCUGGGGCCCUUGUGUGGCCGGCAAGCUGCCGACGGCCUAGGGUCCAGGGAAGAUGCCCCCCAGGGACCACGUGACCAGCCUGCCCCCCCCCCCCCCCGGGGCCGGGAUUCAGGCCUCUGAGGAGCCCUCGGGGCAAGGCCGUGGGGCUGGUGGUGCUCCGUGUGGGGCAAGGGUGGAAGACUGGAGGAUGGAGGGUCCAGGGGGAGAGGGAGGAGGGGCUGAGGACACCCUCGAGCCCCUCCCCACUAGUCAGUGGACAAGGCAGGAGCAGCAGGCCUGGUGGGGGGGCGAGCUCCAGACGUGAGGAGAGGACAGACAGCAGCUGGACCUGAAGGUUUGAUGCCAAAGCAGACAUUUCCUCACAGCCACCUGCUGCUGUAUAAAUAGCCGUGUAUCUGUUUUUCCAUAAGAUUUUGAUAAUAUAUACAAGCCUUCAGCUGUGA
Messenger RNA from Hippopotamus amphibius kiboko, 2591 nucleotides. It is a transcript of the gene LMOD1, whose product is annotated as leiomodin 1. Gene Ontology annotation, cellular component: myofibril; striated muscle thin filament. Gene Ontology annotation, molecular function: actin binding; tropomyosin binding. Gene Ontology annotation, biological process: myofibril assembly; pointed-end actin filament capping; muscle contraction. The record is from RefSeq and is a predicted model, not a curated record. Lineage: Eukaryota; Metazoa; Chordata; Mammalia; Artiodactyla; Hippopotamidae. The transcript is spliced from 3 exons. Bases 166 to 1875 code for a protein of 569 amino acids.